GCGUAAGGUCUACAACAAGCUAGGAAACCCCCUUAAAAACAUUGCCAAAGAUUCUCGAAUCCUGGAAGGAUCAGCUGCAGAUAUUGAGUAUGGAGAAAACGAAACUGGUGUAUCAACUUGAUACACCGUAUUCCAGUUCACCAUGGCCAGAAAUCUCACAACAAGACCAAGAUGCAAUUCUGGAUCUCCUAUGCAGCCUCCUAUCUCCCAUUUGCCAGUAUCGAGAUGCACACAUUCAUCCUUCCAAAGGCAAAAAAGCCAAAGCCCAGAAGAGGAAGCACGAUCAAUCAGGAGAACACCAUACGCAGCCUCCUGUGCCACCACCGCCAGCUGUGGUGGACUCCCUGGACGUGGGUUUGACCAAUAUCACCAGACAUCUCGCGGCUUGCUCUUCCAAAGCAGAGGAUGGUCAAGGCAGGGACGGUGUUAAAGACCCGGCCCCCACAUAUUCUGUAGUCUUUGUGGUCAGGUCAGCUACUCCGUCAACGUUUUCCAGCCAUCUCCCCCAGAUGGUUGCCGCAGCAUCUGGCCAGAUGGACGAGCCCAUAUGUCUAGUUGGAUUCUCCAAGUCAUGUGAGGAGAGAUUGAGCACAUGUCUUGGCAUUCCCAGGGUUUCCAGUGUUGCUUUACGAGCAGGAGAAAGUGGCCAGUUAAAAGCCCUGGUUGAGUUUGUGCGGAAGCGGGUGGCUCCAGUUGAGGCUCGGUGGAUGGAGGAUGCGAGCAAAGGGCAAUUCCGCAAGACCAAGAUCAACUCCAUCCAGGCACCCGUAGGGGCAAAAAGACAGAAGAAGGGAUGAGUGAUGAUGGCCAGGAACACAAUCAAAAACUUCAUGGGGACAACUGAGAUGGAUUUGGCACCACACCACGUGCUGGUGUCCAGGUCAGUAUUCGAAGUCCUCGUGCGAACAAGUACCCCAUACCUGCUGGCAUUGACUGGGGCUUUACUCUCUGGACCAUCCAAUUCAUCUUGCUAGACUAGGAGUUGGCAAAGCGUAUGCGGUAGAGAGACCUUACCUAUGUACCUACCUAGGUACCCUUUCUAUUGCCCAUUGGAAGGCAAGGACUGUACUGUUCAGUUCAAGUUCUUACUCUUCUAAGCAAAGAGUAAAAUACGAGCAGUCGUGGGGACUGUGCCCCUGUGGUACAG
Diaporthe batatas is the source of this 1147-nucleotide messenger RNA. RefSeq lists its product as uncharacterized. Lineage: Eukaryota; Fungi; Ascomycota; Sordariomycetes; Diaporthales; Diaporthaceae. Gene Ontology annotation, molecular function: ribonuclease MRP activity. The coding region runs from base 90 to 797 and encodes 235 amino acids. Gene Ontology annotation, cellular component: ribonuclease MRP complex; nucleolar ribonuclease P complex; cytosol. Gene Ontology annotation, biological process: rRNA processing; nuclear-transcribed mRNA catabolic process, RNase MRP-dependent; intronic box C/D snoRNA processing. The record is from RefSeq and is a predicted model, not a curated record. The transcript is spliced from 3 exons.